AUUAUGGGGACAUGUGAGGUUUAUCGUUCUUUCCCUUCGGAAUCUAAGGACAAAGACCAAAAAGUCAACAAUUUUCCUCUUAGAGAAUCGAGCGUUCUGCAUGUAGUUAUUUCAGAAUCAGAACUAACAGAAUUACCAUUACCAACUUAUAUUUGCGAGUUAUGCGGAAUCAAAGUGAAAACAAAAGCUAACUUACGGGCUCAUCAGAUUAAAACUCAUAAGAUCAUGAAGAAUGCAAAAGAUGUAGCGUUUUAUUCCAAGCAAAGGUAUAAUGUUAGUUAUAUCUAUCAUUGCCCUGUGGCUACAUGUAAACACAAUAUUGGUUUAGGCGGUGGAUUCAGCACUUACUGGAGAUUAAAACAGCAUUACCAGCAUGUUCAUAUGCACAAAAGUUACCAGUGUGACAAAUGUAAACAUUUCUUCCCUACUCCCUCAUAUCAUGCUUAUCAUCAAAAACUAUGUGGAGCAACAUAUUCUUGUUCAGUUUGUUUCAGGUCUUAUUCAAGUAAAAAGCACUUACUUCAGCAUUACCGAAGAAGUGGGCACAGUAACACUUUAUCUCUUAAUUCUAUUCCUAAAGUCGAAAAUACUCCAAACAGAUCGCCUUCGAAGAAUACGUCAAUUUCAAGCUCGUAUGUUACGCGUAAUCCUAUCCCUCCUAGUGAAUCAUGUGGACCAUUAGUUCUUCCACUUCUCAUUUUACCAGUUACUGUACCUAACGUAAGUGAUGUGAACGUAGAAAAUAUAAGCAGCAAUGUUUUGGGGUGUUUGAAUAUGAACUUUUUAUGUACAAAUGCUCUUUCAGCUCUUCGUACACUUUCAACACAAAUCUUUCCUAAUCCAAAUGUCCAGGUUAAUCUCUCUGAAUCUGCAAUAAAUUCGAGCGAUACGUCAGUGGUUUUAAAACCCGAUUUAGGAAAUUUCUGCAGUCUUUACACAGUCCCUAUAAGCAAUUCUUUGGAGGCUUCAACACAAACUGAACAGUUAUACACACCGAUCAAUGUAUCACAACCAUGCUCUCAUACACUCCAGACUCAUGAACUUGUGUCUGUGAACACAUCCACCGAUGAGGAUGACAUCAGUUCAUUCAUUGGUGGUCUCUUCUGUAAUGCUGCAGUAGAAGCCAAUCUUCCUCACUCAAGUACAGUAUAUGAUAACUACGAAGUUAGACAAGAACGAAAGUUGUCUUACGAGACCAAACAGAUCACAAAUGGUCCCCUCAACGAACACCACCCUUGUUCAUCACUAAAGCCAGCCAAAAACUCUGUUCAGUCGAGCGACUACACCUCUCUUACUGGGUGCUCAAAUAGUGGGGUGGAUCAAGAAAUUCAAGCAAGGUUACUACCAUUACGUGAAAACGCUGCUAUGCAAACCGAUGUUAUGGAAAAUUUAAAUGCUGAAAUUGCUACUCACUAUCAUCACUCCGAUCGUAGUACUUACUUUACUCCAAGCAGAAUGCUUGAAACACCACCUCCUCCUAUGUUACAAAGUACUGUUUCACUUGGAACUCAUUUGAGUACUGCAUGCCAAACUUUACAUCGUUUGUUGAAUGAAGCAAAAAUUUCAGACAGCCAAUCUCCUCUUAUGGAGAUAUUAAACAUGGAUGCAACAACAGAUUCUGGUACUCGGGCUUGUGUUAAUGUAAUAAAUUAUUCUGGUUAUGAUUUACCUGGUUCGACGGAUCCAAUGUUGCAAUGCUCAUCUACAUCAUCUAUCAAAACUUCUGUACAAACUAAUACUGUACCAACUUCCUGUGAUAAUUCACAGUAUUGCAAUUUGAACACUGUGGAAACAACAACACAGCAUGAUUGGUCAGCCAAUGUAGAUUUCACUCACAAUCAAACUCAAACAAUUGAUGAAGAUAUAGAAUUGUGGUUAAACAGUGUUGAAACACAAACAAAUCUAGCGUUAUUUGAUCCCAGCUUCUUCUCAGAUAUAUGUGUUGGAGUGGACGAUGGUUUUUUCCAGUCUUAGUUCAUCCUACAAAAAAUAGUUUGUUUUAUUCAACACUUGUUAUCACCGCUUAUGUGUACCAUUCAUAUCAUGUGGACUAGCUUGAUUUCAGUGAUUUCACAACAUCACUUCCUACCAUAUCAUUGCAUACAAAGGAUAUAUAUAUAUAUAUAUUCAGUGCAUUCGCCAUAACUAUUUCUUUAUUUCGUAUAUUUC
Messenger RNA from Schistosoma spindalis, 2169 nucleotides. The record is from the annotation of a GenBank genome assembly. NCBI's taxonomy places the organism in Eukaryota, Metazoa, Platyhelminthes, Trematoda, Strigeidida, Schistosomatidae.